Messenger RNA from Nannospalax galili (Upper Galilee mountains blind mole rat), 486 nucleotides. RefSeq names its product G protein subunit gamma 7 (gene Gng7). The record is from RefSeq and is a predicted model, not a curated record. NCBI's taxonomy places the organism in Eukaryota, Metazoa, Chordata, Mammalia, Rodentia, Spalacidae. Gene Ontology annotation, biological process: G protein-coupled receptor signaling pathway. The transcript is spliced from 4 exons. Gene Ontology annotation, cellular component: heterotrimeric G-protein complex. Gene Ontology annotation, molecular function: G-protein beta-subunit binding. The coding region runs from base 186 to 392 and encodes 68 amino acids.
UCUCGCCAGGAGGCCCCGCCCCGCGGAGGAGCAGCUUGAGGCCCCGCAGCACCCAGAGCUUCGCGCUGGAGCGACAGAUUGGCGGCGGGAGAAGGGAUUGAAGGCUUGGCAUUAGAACUUGGUGCUGGGGACAGCGAGGACUUGGGUUCUGCUCUCUGGACACGGGUUCAUGCUGAUGGCUGACAAUGUCAGGUACUAACAACGUAGCCCAGGCCCGGAAACUGGUGGAGCAGCUGCGCAUUGAAGCUGGGAUUGAACGCAUGAAGGUCUCCAAAGCCUCGUCAGAGCUGAUGAGCUACUGUGAGCAGCAUGCCCGCAGUGACCCUUUGCUGGUUGGGGUUCCUGCCUCUGAGAAUCCCUUCAAAGACAAGAAGCCUUGUGUAAUUCUCUAGCUCUCUCUUGCACCCUCUCUCUGUCUCUGUCUCUCUCUGUCUCUCUGUCUCUCUCUCUCUCUCACAAUAGCAUUCAAUUCUUAAUGAAAGAAAA